AUGCAUCAGGCAUUCCGGCUGCACGGCCGCCAGAGGCGCGCAUUUUCCGCGGUUGUGGACACCUUGAAGUCCAAGAUUCAGGGCUUGGCAGACAAGAAGGCUCCACAACUCACAGCACUGCGGAAGGUUGAGCUUGUGCCAGGCCGGUUCGUCCUUCCAAGCGGUCAUGCACGAACACAGCCCGCAAGGGCUUUUCCGGCGCAGACCGUUAAAACUGGAUGGACGUUGUUGAGCACAGGGAGCGUCGUAGUGCUGGUUCUCCAAGCUCUCAUUCAAAGGUUCCUUCCUGGCUUCUUCAUGAACAGGGCAGUGAGGAAGGCUGGGCAAAGGCUGGAAAGGACAGCGCCCGCCCCUGCAUGGCCGGUCGAGGAGGAAUACAUCAAGGACUUCAUCAAUUCACCUCAACGUAAAGCUUUGAGCACCCCUUCCUUCUUGGUGGUCAGUGGUUCCCAAGGCAUUGGGAAAUCAACCAUGCUGAACAAUCUCAUGUGUGAGCAUGUGAAGAAUGGCAAAAGGGCGCUUCCUCUUGAAAUUUCUGUUCGUCCUGGUGAGGACUUGAAACUGAACGAGGCGCUACCCCAAGCCUUACAAGCCGUAGAUUUGCCCCGAUAUUACCCGUCAAAUGUCAAUUUUUUGCUGGAACGGGUGAAUGAGACGUCCAAGCGUCGAACAGGCAGUGCCGUCGUGGUAUACCUUCAACUCACAACCAAAAGCCGCGGAGACAAAUUUAGUAGGGAUGCCUGUGAUGACAUUGCUUCCACCCUCGGUGCCUGCGCUCGCAACAUCACCUACGACAAUGCCGCGUGCAAGUUCAUUUUGGAGGUCAGCGUGUCUGCAGUGGCAGACAUCAUCACCGAAAGGUUUAACAUGUCAGAUUUGGUGGUGGUGCGACCACUACCUUUCGAAGACUUCAUGUCUGUGGUCAAGGAGGUGGCGAAGCAGGGAAACGACUUCCGGACGCUGAACAAGGUUCUUGCCGAAGAUGACAUGGAGCAGGUGUUGAAGCACUACUACAUCCGCGCGGGGGGCAACUUCCGCGACUUGGACUUGAUACUGCGAAAUGUCUCCAGAGCAGGUCAGAAAGGUGCGGAUGCGGUCAUCAAGCGGGUUGAGCAGCAGUACAAGGAGAGGGUGGAACCAAUUGAAAGGAAAUUGGAUGACCAGGAAGUGAAGGACUAUCUCCUCCAGGUGGCAGGGGCAGGACCCAUGGGGUAUCUCCCAGAGAGCGACGAAGACACCAAAAUGAAGUUGAAGCUUCUUCGUGAGGAGCCAGCAGACUGCGUCCUGAGGAGAACAACCAGUGAAACUGUGGCUUUGAAGCACUGGCAUUUCGUCGCCAAGCUCUUUCAAGAGGAUGAGCAGAAGUUGAGGGAUGCAGGAUACAUGUGA
This is a messenger RNA of Cladocopium goreaui, 1389 nucleotides long. Lineage: Eukaryota; Dinophyceae; Suessiales; Symbiodiniaceae. The record is from the annotation of a GenBank genome assembly.